Molecule: messenger RNA, 8331 nt
Organism: Brienomyrus brachyistius
Lineage: Eukaryota; Metazoa; Chordata; Actinopteri; Osteoglossiformes; Mormyridae
Product: HMG box transcription factor BBX
Exons: 18
Coding region: 974-3712 (912 amino acids)
Biological process (GO): regulation of transcription by RNA polymerase II
Cellular component (GO): nucleus
Molecular function (GO): RNA polymerase II transcription regulatory region sequence-specific DNA binding; DNA-binding transcription factor activity, RNA polymerase II-specific
Source: RefSeq, a predicted model, not a curated record
UAUGUUACAAAAACUGUUCAGAGAAACACACUGGGCGAGGGUGAGAUAGGUGGACAACGGCUUCCGAGAGCACCACUUCUGUUACUUUACAAAUAUUUCCACCGGGUGAGCUGUCGCUGGUAAGUACUGUCCUGGCAUACUUGUACUGGUGCACUUUUAUUUUCUACUUACCCGAACCUUUACUAACACAACACCCAGGAAGCUAUAUUAAGUAGUCACACACGACAAGCAAGAUAGUGGUCAGAGUCAUCAGUUUGAUCACCCAGUUUGGUGUCACUCUCGAAGUGUCUUUUUUCCUCCCGGCCCCCCAAAACAAACUGCAGAUCAAAAAAAAGAAAAAAAGUUUGCAGCAGAUACGUGCAUAAAGAGGGGAUGAUAUUACACGGCUAGGCCAGUCAGUACCAAGCUAUGAACAUCCACAUACUGCACAAGAGCAUAGAGAAAGAGGGAGAGAGAGGGGGGGAGAGAGAGAGAGGAGAGAGAGAGAAAACACUUGAGCGAUCGGAGGGGGGGAGGAGGACAGAAAAAAACAAGCAGAGAAAAUUGUUCGAGGAAAACGAAAGUACGACAGUCGAUUUCAAUUGAACAAGUGCCUUAUUUCUGUGGACGGACGCCGCGUUUCCUAGUUUUACUUGGGCGACUUGAGCUCUGCGGUGUUGCGCUUUAACGCAGGAGGCUGCGUUCAUCCGGGCAGGGGAAAGAAGAGGAAAAAAGAAAAGCGAGAGAGAAAAAGUGCACGGAGGUGCCUGGCUGCUAUUUGUGUUAUUGUAGCAAAAGCUUGAACUGUUACGAUGUGUCAAUAAGUUUAAAGGUGCAUCGGCGGCUGGAAUGACAAGGCCCUGGCGCUUCGGCUGCCUUUCACGGUGUUUUGUAUUUUAUAGGUCAUCACCAUCGCAUGACAAAGCCUGACUGACAGACUCAUCUUCAUCUUUCAGAUACAGUAUUUCCAUUUUCCGUACCUAAGGUGAGCGUCAUGAAGGGUGGCGGCAGGGGGAAGGAGCCACCCGUGGAGGGGGAGCUCAGUGGCAAGCGACCCAAACGCAAAUGCCUCCAGUGGCACCCGCUGCUCUCCAAGAAGGCCCUGGACUUCUCUGAGGAGGAGGAGGAGGAUGAGGAGGAGGAGCUGGACAAGGAACCACUGGCGUGUGGCGAGAACGCGGCCCAAGAUGUGGAGUGCCGCACCAUGGAGGAGGAGGAAGGGGAGGAGGAGUCGUCAGAGCAGCGUGCCCGGCGGCCCAUGAACGCCUUCCUGCUCUUCUGUAAGAGGCACCGAUCCUUGGUGAGGCAGGAGCACCCACGGCUGGACAACCGGGGGGCCACCAAGAUCCUCGCCGACUGGUGGGCUGUGCUCGAACCCACGGAGAAGCAGAAGUACACUGACAUGGCCAAGGAGUACAAAGACGCCUUCAUGAAAGCCAACCCCGGCUACAAGUGGUGUCCCACCACCAACAAGCCAGUUAAGAGUCCGGCAGCAGCGGUCAGCAGCAGCCGCAAGAAGGUCUGGUCCUUCACGUCGAAUGCGCCCAAGGACUGCACUGCAGCUAAGAAGGUCGCCAAGGCGGAGAGCACACCCCAGCUCAACUUUGCCAUGGCAGACCCCACGAAAAUGGGAGGCCUGAGCAUGCUGUUGCUGGCCGGGGAGCGGGCACUCAGCACGCGGGAGGUUUCUUCAAGCACGUCUCCAGUGACUGCAGACGCAGACAAGCACAGCGGGGAGUCCGCCUUGUUCCAGCUAGCUGAGAUUUCUUCAAACUCUCUCCGGUCAGGAGCUGAGGAUGUCGCUAAGGAUACUGGCAAUUGUGUGCUCUUCCAGCUGGCUGAGAUUUCCUCCAGCAGCCCUCAAUCCAACACAGUGCCCCCGACGCCCUCGGAGGGGAAGAGCUCGUCGGCAGAGCCGGCAGCAGCGGCUUCGGAAACGCCAUGCCUGGGAGGGGCCAGCCCGUCGGGAGCUGCGGUGAAGUCCGCUCUGUUCCAGCUGGCGGAGAUCUCCUCCAGCACCUCGCAAUCCACAGACGGAAAGCAGUGCGGCCAGUCAGCCCUCUUCCAGCUUGCUGAGAUGUGUCUGGCUUCUGAAGCAGUGAAGAUCGAAGCCUUGGGGUCACAGCCAUCGUCUUCAUGCAGCUCUGCAGAGCUGGACAGCAGGGAAGCCGCCUGCAACUCUCAGGAUGCCCGCGAUCUUCCUUUAUCCUCCCCCUCCUCCUCCUCCUCCUCCUCUUCCUCCUCAUCCUCCUCAUCCUCCACAACCCCAAUGGACGGCAGCCCGCCAGCACUCGACCAGUCCAAGAGCAUAAAGAAGAAGAAAAAGAAGAAGAAAGACAAGAGUGAGGAGGCCAAGGCAGAUAAGAGCCCCCCGUCGCUCAAGAAGCCAUGCAAGAGACGCCAGUCAUCGGAGUCGGACCUAGAGAGCGUCAUCUACACCAUCGAGGCUGUGGCCAAGGGAGCCUGGGGCAGCGAGAGGGCGCAGAAGAGGAGGUCCCGCCCACCAUCUGGCGAUAAGGGGGACUCUGAGGAACCUGGAUCUCCAAAGAAGAAGAUGAAAGCCAAAGUGAAGAAACCGGCCCAGGCUAAAGAGGACGAGGGGUCUGCGGGGGACUGCAAGACCCCAGAAGCGGAGGUGCCCCUAACCUGCCCUGAAACCGAGCCCAUGGGUGUCAGCGUGAAGGCGGAGCCCCAGGUCAGUGGGGAAGAGCCCUCGCCCCCAAGCACACCAGCGCCCCCAGUCCUCCCAGUCAAGGCCGAGGAGAAGGAUGGAGAAGCCAGAUCGGAGAGCUGUGGCUCCAGAAAGUCAGAAAGGAGCUGCAAAGGCGCCCUGUACAAGACACUGGUCUCUGAGGGGAUGCUGACUUCCCUGAGAGCCAACGUGGACAGAGGUAAAAGGGGCUCGGGGCGUGGGAGCGUGUCUGACCUGGAGGGCAGCUGGACGGAAGAGAGCUGGACGUUCACGCAGACAGGACCCAGCAGCACCAAGAAGCUGAAGAAGUCCAGAUGGAAAGAAGAGUCUCUUCCUGGGUUAGGGAAACUGGAGGAGGAGUUUGAGAAGAAGUUCAACAGCCUUCCCCAGUACAGCCCGCUGACGUUUGACAAGAAGAACACCUCAGUCACCAAGAAGAAGAAGACGGGCACGGAGCAGCCCAGAGCCGCCAGGGGUUCAUCCUCAUCUCAGAAAAAGAAUUUAUUCCACAAGAUCGUUAGCAAGUACAAGCACAAAAAGGAGAAAACCAAUACUUUGGAUAAAGCCAUAGUGACGCAGGACACUCACCCGCUCGACACAGCUCAGAAAGCCAAGCUGUCUGUCCCCGGUGGCGUGUCGCCCCCGGAUACCAUGGGGGCCGCAGAGAUGCUGGUGGGCAGCCAGAAGAGAAAGGCCAGGAAGAGUAAGAUAACCCACCUGGUGCGCACUGCUGAUGGGCGUGUCUCCCCAGCAGAGGCGGAGGACAAGACCAAGGAGCUGACACAGGACCAGGAUGAAAAGCCAUCAACACAGGAGACUUUAUGCAACGAAUCAGGGUACUACGAGGACCCUAAGCCACAGGAGGCGUGCGAGGCCGACACGGUGUCUGACCUGCCGGCGUUCUUCAGCCUGGCCGCGCUGGCCGAGGUGGCAGCAAUGGAGAAUGCACACAGGAGCCAGCGCGCUGUCAGCUUGCCCGGAGAGGGACAGUCAAAGGAGAUGGCACAGACCCCCAUGCUCAUCUCCUGUGCGGAUCAGUGAAGGCCCACCCCUCCGAACAAAAGAACCCCACGUGCUUCUCUUUCCUAACCUCCUAGCUGUGUCUCAGGACGGAAGGUAACCGUGGGAACUGGUCGCUCCCAUUGAACUGGGCUCAGCUUCCAGCGGAAGGAGUACACCGAACGCUGGCCUCCGGCAGCUCCCGGCUGCCGCCGAUUCUCGCGGAAGGAGCCGAGCCGGUCUCAGAGCGCGGGCCUCACACUGGGGGCGGCCGCGGCGGUUUUAGCGGCUAUCGCUGCCCCAGAGAAGACUGCCGUUUAAAGGUCAAGUUUUGCAAACAAAGUGCAUUUAAGAAGGUUCCCUGAUUUAUGAUGUAAUUUACUGCUGUGCGAGUUCAUGCCACGUGUCACAUUACCUGAAGCUGCCCUGUAUUACCACUUCCAAGAGCGUUAGACCCUUAAGUGACUAAACAAGUCCCUGUCUGAAGCCAGCACUGGCCUGGACCUUGAUAGCUAGCUGGCUAACCACACUCGCCCAUUUCGCCACAUCACAAGUUUGUGACGCAGAACCAUACAUGACCAGACAGGCAGAUGUUUCCCAUCCCGUUUGCGUCACUUUCAUGAAGCCACAGGUUCAGUGACCACAGGGUCAGCAAGGCCGGAGUCGUCGAUCGACACGCUCAGGUCUGAAGCAGCCUGACUCAUUGUUUCGCUUUUUUAAUGGGAAACAAGCUGGCUAACUCUCUGCUUAGCUACCAAGGCUAAAAGAAGAAGGACUAGCAUAACAAACAGUGGGCAGGCUGGUCCGUGCUUUUGGCGUACUCUGUCCAUCGAGGCAUCUGUCCAUCUAAGAUAACGGCAACAUUUCAUGUUUUCCGACUGAAAAAAAAAAGGAAAUUCUCCUCUCAUGCAAGUUCCCUCAUUCGAAGCGUUGAUGUCGAAAUACUUGAAUGACAGGAAUAAAAAUGCAUUUUAUGUCAAUACUUGACCUUACAGCAGUUUGGGUAGCAUCUAAAUAGCUAAUCCAAAUGUGUGCUACUAGUUUCCUAAGGCAUUUAGUUUAAUAACAGAGAUACUGCACUAAUUUUAGCUAUAGUAGAGAAGGUGUUUUUUUUUUUUGUUGUUUUCAGUAGGGUCAUAUUUAAAGAUCCCUUUCCUGUUAUUUCUUUUUUAACUCUGAGUAGCUUUAGGGUUUUUCAUUCAAGCAACGGUCCACUUCGUAAAAGUCACUGUCAGCAUCCAAACAAAGUUAAAGGCGUGCAGCGUUAUUGUAUCUUGUAUCUUGUAUCUUGCUAUUUUUUUCUUUCACACCCCGCAAGUAGAAUUCCCAGCCAUCCAUUCCUCGCCUUUCCUGUUUUGUUGGCCCAUCGUAUCACACACCUAAUGUGACGUCACGCUAUCGGCGUCUUCAGGGUGGGUUGUGGGUUCCUCUGUUGGCACUUGCCGAUUCAUCACUGGCACCCCCCCCCCCACAUGUGCGCUUGCUUAUAAUCCAGGUUGGGUCACGACCCCCGACAUUUGGUCACAUGGUUUAAUAAUACCACCAGUGGCUGUGCCACAGAUGCGGCCCCAUCAAACCCGGUUGUAAGCAGAGCAAUACUCUAGCUUAAGUUGGGAAUUCUUCUCCAAUAUUCAUGCUUACCUGCUUUUAUUUUCGUUCAAACACCCGAAGAGGUGUAAAUCCAUUUUGGGAUCACGCGUUCACCUAUACUUUCCUUGUACAAUGUCUUCUGUGAAUUAAUCAGUGGUACUUUUUUUUACUGUUGUACCUGUCUUUUAAAACGUUUUCUGCGUUGAGGCACCGUUUGUUUGUUUUUUUUAGGCUUUCUAUUUGUUUCCUUGCCUCAGAAGCCUCAUCUGGGGCCAGUUUACUGGAUCAAGACUGUUGUUAAAAGCUCAUAUACAAAAAAAAAAAAAAAAAAAAAAAACAUAUGUAUGCUGAUUUAUCGAGCAGAUAAUCACUGAGAAGUGACGCACAGCUUCUAGGAGAAUAGUUUGCAUUUCUCUGCUUUGUAGAGCGUGUAUGUUCUUAAAGAAACCAUAAAGAAAUCCGGCUUAUGGUUGACAAGUAUGUCGGGCCCAGAGCCCGCUGGCAAGAGUCACUUCGUAGUGUUUCCCAGGUGCUACUCUCUUGUGUGAAGGAUGGGAUGUUUAAUUUAGCCCAGGGGACUAGACCUUUCCACAUUCUGAUCGAUUUUUAAGUCUUUAAGGAGUAAAAAGGCCAGUUUACGGUCUAUAUAUAUUUUUUUUCUAUAGUUCAGUAGCGUCAGGCUACACAAAGUGUAGCAGAUGAGCAGAUUUUUUUUUUCUUCAGAUUGACCAACACAGGCACUGUUUUAAUGAACUAAAUCACGUUUUCUAACAAACGAUCACUAUCUCUAGCUGUAGAAUAUAUAGGACAGAGUCAGAAGUGUAAAAAAUCGCAGUUUUGAGCUUUAAAUCACUUUCUCUAAAAUGAGAACUAGAUUUUUUUUUUUUUUUUUUUUUUAGUAUUUUAGCUUUCGGGGGAUUUUUUUGGAUUUUGAAGGGCAGAGAGAACCCGCUUUUCAUAAUUUUUAACAAAUUAGCGAGGCAGAUUGAGAGCGCUGAAGUCGAUCACGUCUCCCUCCAAUUUGGGUCAAAUCAUGAAGUUUGAAUUUCUGGAACACUCUUUUUAUACUCAGUUACUUGAUUAUGAAUUAGUGUGUAAAUAUUAUAAACCUGUAUAAUAACACCUGUUUGUGUGUCUCAAAGACAUACAGCUUAAGAUCUCCAAAUUGCCCUUAAUGUGUGUAUGUGUGUGUCUGCUGUAUAAUGCACCCUUUCUUGUGCCCUGUACUUCAUGGGAUACAUUGGACUGGGAAUUAUGGUAAAUGACGGUAAAAUAUUUUGACGAGUUUGUACCUGCCUAGUAAUGACAGUAUCUAGACCCAAAUUUCUGUCAGUCAUAUCUGGGCAAAAAAAUGUACUUUCAGCAUCCGAUCAGUUUUUGGGUGUGUCCGAUUUGACGGGAAAUUGGAGGGAAACGUGUGCGGCGUCCACCUUCGUCAAAGCGUCCUCCUUUACGUCACGCCGUCCGUAGGUGUGGCCCUAAACGUGAAGCUUCACAAACUAAAACGUCUUAUCGCUAUGGGAACAGUCUUGUUACGGUGGAAGAUGGGAAGUGGCGUGCGCGUAACCCUGAGGCGCUGCUCAGUGCACGUGGAUUCGCAGACAUUUGCCAAAGAAACCGUGUCGUUAAAUGAAAGAUGGCGAGGAGAGAAAAAAGUCAAGCAGGAACGGCGGGUGCACUGAGAUCUUCAGGUAACAGAGGUACUAUUAGCACAAUUAAUUCUGUACAAUACCAGUGGGCUACUUCUGAAUUCAGUCUAUGUUGGGAACGGUGUACGAAUCAUCGGCACCUUUAAUUGCCUCUUAAAAAGACAAUAUUUGCACCUUAAAACCCAAACCAAAAGGAUAUCACCCUUCAGAAACAGAUUUGAUUUCCCUCCAUCUCCACACACGCGGCACAUCCUCUGACCAUUCAGCUCCUCCUACUACAUACCUUAAAAAAAAUUAGAAUAGAGUUGAGGUUCAUUCUUAUUGUAUUUAUAUGUGAAUGAAAGUAUUUUAGGCUAAUUUUGAACAUUUUGGCAUGAAACUGAAAAUGUCCGCACAUUUGAAAUCCCUGUACCCAUAAGACACCAUCUUCCAUCUUUCUCUCUCUCUCUCUCUCUCUCUCUCUAUAUAUAUAUAUAUAUAUAUAUAUAUAUAUAUAUAUAUAUAUAUAUAUAUAUAUAUAUACACACACACACACCCAUACAUAUAUAUAUAUAUUAUAUUAUAAGAUGCCUAUAUAAAACUAGAGUUCCUAUAUAAUUAGAUGAUUAAUAAACCCUUUUCUGCUAGCACUGUCUCUUGAAUGUAAUGGAUUUUGUACCUGUAUUUUUCUAAUUACGAUUCUUUCUGUAUGUGAUGGAUUUAUAUGGAGGAGAUUUAGGCCGCUGGCACAAGUGCGCUGUUUGUUACAAAAAAAAACGGAAAAAAACUCACCGUCAUAGCUACAGGACAAACGCUAUGUCGGACUGCAUCCACACAGCGUCGCUGAAUUUGCUCGGCUGAUGCCGGAGACAAAGUUUAAAGUUUUAUUUUUAAGAUUAAGAUGAUGGCGUCCUGGUCUCCCCACCCCUACCCCACCCCCCUACCCCGCAGCGGAAUAUGACACAGAUUAACGACUCUUUGCUGGUUGACACCAGGGACGCUGAAAUUUUAAGAACGUUGCCAAACCCUCUGUAAUUAGCUUAUUUAUUGUCUCUCUUUUUAUUGUUUUAUCCAGGUAGUCUUAAAAAAAACUAUAUGCACCCUGGAGGUAAACAGCGUACCUUUGACCUACUCUAGAAUGUUCCUUCAUGGCCACAAAGGUUGUCAUGACAGUCUUGUUGAGGGGUAUCUCCAGACCUAAUGAUCUUUCCUCUUGAAAGUAUGUACAAUGUGUGCUUGGUCUAAUUUAUGUCAAUAGUACUGUAUCAUGACAUGUAUGGACUUGAUUGUUACAACCCAGUUGUUAAUGCAGCCUUGCCUUAUCGGACCCCUGCUUUAGAAAGGGAUUCCUUUGCCACCCCCCUCACAGAGUUGUCUGUCAUAACACUGUCUGUUGACGCAACUAUUAUUCCUUGAACACCUAUUAAAAUAACCUAUAUUGAA